Molecule: messenger RNA, 2773 nt
Organism: Spodoptera frugiperda (fall armyworm)
Lineage: Eukaryota; Metazoa; Arthropoda; Insecta; Lepidoptera; Noctuidae
Product: zinc finger protein 93
Exons: 9
Coding region: 211-2013 (600 amino acids)
Cellular component (GO): nucleus
Source: RefSeq, a predicted model, not a curated record
ACGGGAAAAUAACUUCAGCUUUGCUGGAAAAUGUCAUUCGCCUUGUAUGCAUUUUGUUUUUCUUUUGUAAUAAAUAUUAAUUGGCUUGCUAAAAACAAGUAAUGAGAAAAAAUUAGUUCAUCCUUUCAGGCAAAGUUUUUUGUAGUUAAACGUAAUGUAGAAGUGGAUAACAAUAAAUUGUAUAGAGGACAAAUUGGAUGUGUUAUAGAAAUGGCCGAAACGAGUACAAUGAACUCCGAUAAUAAAGUGGAGCAGAACGAGAAGAAACAAUCCAUGGAGGACAUUAAGACCGAGUCGGAGGUGCAGGUGAAGCACGAGCAGUUGGAAUGUGUGACGUGCGCGAGCCGCAGCCACGACUGUGUGGAUAUUUACUCGACGAGAACCCUCGCGUCCGGUGCCAAACUCACCACCUUCCUGCACAAGUAUACGCAGACUGACCUGGCCAGCCUGCAGGCCUGCUCCAAGUACAUGUGCAAGACUUGCUACGAUCUCAUCAACGUACUUGAGCAGGCCGAGUUAGAAUACUUCAAGCUUAAGGAAACGUUCGAAGCUAUCAUUAGCAAGAACCCAUUGUUCGAGUCGCACGGAGCCCAGCCGGUCAAGCUGACCGCCGUGAAAGCAGAGUUCGAGUGUGAUGACGACGAUGAUGACUAUGUGUGCGACAAUUUGGAUGGAGAUGAUUCAGACGACGAACCACUGGCCACACAGAGCAAACGAAAGAGAUACAAACUCGAAAAGAAAAAGAAAAAAGUAUCUUCAAACAAACGUAAAAGUAAAGCUAACAGUGACAGCUGGAAGUGUGAUGAGUGUGGAGUGAAGGGAUCGUCCGGAGGAGAGGUGGGGCUGGCCGCGCACAAGUUGGCCGUGCACACACUGGACGACACCGCCACCGUGCUGCCUGAGGUCAAGAUUGAGAACUCUGCUGAAGGAUCACAAAGUCCUUUGUAUAACAAUGGCUACGGGAACUGCCUCAAAGUGGAGAUAGACAACUGUGAUGACUAUAGUUUAGCUGUGGAUGACCUUAGCAAUGACGCACAACCUGUGAAGAAGAAACUCCUUGGACGGCCGGUCAAGACAAAAAUGAAAACUGCACAAACAAGGAGUAAAAAGGUGAAAGUCAUCCACCAGUGUGACCAGUGUGAUGCUAAGUAUUCUUCAUUAGCUCGGUUGGAGCAACAUAAACAGAAGCACGACGGGUCGAAGCCGCCGUACAUCUGUGAGGUCUGCGGCGCGCACUACAAGCACAAGCGGGCCUGCGACAUACACAUCGCAUUACAUAAAGGUAUAAGUGAUUGGAAAUGUGAAGAGUGCAAUAAGUUGUUCCCGUCCAAGAAUGCGCUGCAGAGGCAUAAUAAUAUACACACUGGCAAGUUGAACUAUCAGUGCGACCUGUGCGGGAAGUCGUUCAUCCACACGUCGUCGUUCAAGAUGCACAAGUUGUCCCACUCGGGGCUGAAGCCUCACGCGUGCGACGUGUGUGGUCUGGCCCUGAUGACCCGCUCGCACCUGAAGCGCCACAAGCGCGUGCACAGCGGGGAGAAGCGCCACGAGUGCGCCGUCUGCGGCAAGCGCUUCUCCGAGCGAUACAACCUCGCCGCGCACAGCAAGUCGCACGACGCCAGCGACACCGCGCCCGCCGCGCCGCGCAGACAUCUCUUCCGCUGCCCCUACUGUCCCGAGAGAUUCGAACGACGCUACAUGUUGGAGCGCCACGUGUCGUGCGUGCACGGGCGGACCCUGGAGCGUCCCCCGCCGACGCCGCGCAACACCAUGAGCAAACUGCUGAAGGCGCAGGCACAGCGCGCACUGCCGCAUCACGCGCCCGUCGCCACCGCGGCGCUCGCCAACGGACAGAAUGCCGAUACGAAAGACGAUCGAAGCUCAGACUCCCGGACGACACCCAUCACUCCUCAAAAACUAAUCGCACAAUUAUCGUCGACUAGCUCGGUGGUGGGCGGCGCGUGGGGCAGUACGUACGCGGCCGAGUUCCUGCGACACGAGUACCCACACUGACACACGCACACACACACACCUGUACAUCACACACACAUCACUUCUGUGUAGCAAUAUCUAACAGUUGUCAGCUACUGGGACAUGUACCCGUUCUUGAUUAUAGGUAACUCACAACAAUUCGCCCAUCUGUUACUUAGGUAGGAUUGGAUAUGAAUAAUAUGUAAAUGGAUCAAAGUGCAGUAUUCUCACAAAGAAUAAAGAGAUUAAAAAUAAAAAUACUGCAACCGUCAGUAAGUGUUAUGUUACAGGAGAUCCGGUGUCUGAACUAUGUAGUAGUUGCACAAACAUGUAAUUAAUUAUAUGCUAUGCAGUGUUAGCAUCACAAGUAUAUAGUUUGCCCUAAACAUUCAAUGAUGACUGAUAGAAUCUCCAUUAGGUAAUGACUUGUACUGAACAAUUUACUAUAUUUACACAUGUAGGUACACAACUAGAACAAAUGAGAUAAUUUAAACAAAUUCUUCCAGUUAACUCAAGUCUUGCAUGAAAUGAUAUAAUAUCCAAAUGUAAAUACUUAGUAUAGCCAACCUAAACACAACUAGACUAGACAAAUAUUAUUUACCUUUAACAUAUUAUAUUGUAAAAAUAUUAUAAAUAUAUUACUGUUUAAGUAUAUUGUACUAUAAUGUUAUAAAAAUAUUUUUAUACUAAACACACCCUGGAUUAGUUUCAUAUAAGCAAAAGCAUUGUAUUGUCAUCAGAUUUACUUUAAACUAAGCAUUUGUAUUAUAUUUAAUUAAUAUACUUACUUACAGUUAAUUAA